Racocetra persica is the source of this 1073-nucleotide messenger RNA. The record is from the annotation of a GenBank genome assembly. Lineage: Eukaryota; Fungi; Glomeromycota; Glomeromycetes; Diversisporales; Gigasporaceae.
GUUGCCAGAAUCUAUGCAAAAGGCCAAGGUCUGUUAUGCAAGAGUCAUUUUCAAGCACCAGCAAGGACUCAAUUGGAAAUGCAGGUGGUUUCUUACCCUUUUGGAAUGAAUACACUCUGAAGGAAUCGAAGAAGUGGUGGUUACCUGAAAAGACCAUUUUUGUCACUUUAGAUCCAAACUUGUGGAAUAGAUCUUUGAAAAAACUGGGAUAUGGCUCAUGGUAUUCACAUGACAUAAUAGAUUAUACUCUGCUGCCAAUUGCAAAAGAAGAAAAGAAACCACCCAAGCGAUUCAAAAGUUCUAAGAAGAAAGUAAUAAAACUUCCAGCAGGCAAGAAGGACUUACGUGCUCAAUGUCUUAAUGCUAUAAACUUUCAGAAUAAAACAGAACUUGAAUGGAUUUUAGAAACACCUUAUAAUAUACGAGGUGAAGCAAUGAAUAACUUACUUAAAGGAUAUGCAUCUAAUUUUGCUACAAAUCAUAAAAACUUUAAAAUGAAGUUUCAUUCUAAAAAAGAUCAACAGCAAUCAAUUACAAUACUUUCUAAACAUUGGAGUAAAUCUCAUGCAAAAUCUCUUUCAAAACAACUUGAAUAUGAUAGUCGUCUUGUUAUAAAUCGUCUUAGUAAAUUUUACCUUUGUAUACCUGAGCUACUUAAAAUACGGGCUGAGAACCAAGGUCCUUUAUUUUCAGAAAAUCAAGAAAAGAUUUAUAGAAAAGAAAACAAACGUAAACGUACAGAUCGUAAAUCCAAACAAUUAUUAGAUAAGAAAGUUGGUGUGAGUACUGUUAAUGAAUUUGUAAACACCAGAAGUAAAGAUAUCAAAGCCAUUAAAGUGGAUAAAGCAUUUAUUGAGCUCAACUUUUGUGAGUUGAGCCCAACUUCAUUAGUUGAGCUCAACUUUUACGAGUUGAGCCCAACUUUUAUUGAUCGAGCUCAACUUUUAUUAGUUGAGCUUAACUUUUACGAUUUGAGCCCAACUUUUAUUAGUCAAGCUCAACAUUACAAGUUGGACCCAACUUUAUUAGUUGAGCUCAACUUUUACGAGUUGAGUUUAACUUUUAUGAGUUGA